This is a messenger RNA of Verticillium nonalfalfae, 852 nucleotides long. RefSeq names its product 18S rRNA maturation protein (gene EFG1). The transcript is spliced from 2 exons. The coding region runs from base 1 to 852 and encodes 283 amino acids. The record is from RefSeq and is a predicted model, not a curated record. Gene Ontology annotation, biological process: maturation of SSU-rRNA from tricistronic rRNA transcript (SSU-rRNA, 5.8S rRNA, LSU-rRNA). Gene Ontology annotation, cellular component: preribosome, small subunit precursor; nucleolus. Lineage: Eukaryota; Fungi; Ascomycota; Sordariomycetes; Glomerellales; Plectosphaerellaceae.
AUGAGCAAGCGAUCUUUUUCCGAACAGCUCGAGGAGGGCGCUCCCGAAGAAGGACCCUCGACUGGCCCUAGACAUUCCAACAAGAAGUUCAAGCCCAGCAACAGCGAUGGGCGCCCGCAAGUCAGCAAGAAGUGGAAGCAGAAGCGUAUCAGAGACAUCAAGAGGCAAUUGCAGCGCAACUCGAAUAUGCCAGCGACCAUUCGCCAUGAUCUCGAGCAGGAGAUCCAAAGUUUGCAAAACCAGAAGGGGGAGGACAAGGUCAGGAAGAUGCGGAGCGACAUGAUCGGGAGAUACCACAUGGUUCGAUUCUUUGAACGCCAAAAGGCUACGCGCCGGCUGAAGAAGUUUCAACGAGCCCUGAAAGAGGUGGAGGAUCCUGAGAAGAAGGCAAAGCUGGAGGCAGAUGUUCACAUGUCCGAAGUCGACAUUGCAUACACGCAAUACUUCCCACACCUUGAGCCCUACAUCAGCCUGUGGCCGAAGACCAGGGAAGACGGCGAUGCGAAAGCGACGGAAUCCGAAAACGCUAGGGCUCCUGGGGUACCGAAACCAGUCUUCAGCGAGAACCCGGAAGACAAGCCUCCGAUGUGGCAUGUCAUUGAGAAGCUCAUGGAAGAGGGUCCUUCGGCGUUGGAGAAGCUUCGCGACAGGCGAGACGCAGUCGGCCUUCCAGCGAAGGCCAUGCCCGAGACGAGUUUCAGGCCUGCGCCUGCCGAAAAGGCCAAGGAGGCACAGGAUAGGACGCAUCAUGCGAAGGAGAAGCCGAACAAGAAGGAGGUCAAGAGGACAGGCAACUGGGAGAUUGAUGCGGGUGAAGAGGAAGAGGAUGACGGGGAGGGCUUCUUUGAGUGA